Molecule: messenger RNA, 4529 nt
Organism: Epinephelus moara (kelp grouper)
Lineage: Eukaryota; Metazoa; Chordata; Actinopteri; Perciformes; Serranidae
Gene: ect2
Product: epithelial cell transforming 2
Exons: 25
Coding region: 356-3082 (908 amino acids)
Biological process (GO): intracellular signal transduction; nervous system development; activation of GTPase activity
Cellular component (GO): cell cortex; nucleus
Molecular function (GO): guanyl-nucleotide exchange factor activity; GTPase activator activity
Source: RefSeq, a predicted model, not a curated record
CAGCCACCUAGUCGGGACUUCUAUGAAGUAGCUAGCUGUCAACAAACUAAAGCAACCACAUUUCGUUUAUUUGGACUAUUUCUCACGCACAAGGGCAGCAUGCAUUGACGACGGACUUGAGAUAUAACGUAGAGAUGUUACAGAUUUUCUGAGUCAGGACCGACGAGGAAUGUUCAGGAAUUCUUUAUUGUAUUGUUGACUUACUAGCUCGGAAGUUAGCUAAGUUAGCCAGAGAGCUUACUGAAUUUAACUAGCUGACAGCUAGUUUAGCUCCUCUCGCUGCCCUUACUUUUAUUCCUUUAUCUAAGGUACCGGCCACCAAAAUAGUCGUUUGGUGCCUCCAUAAGUUGCUGCCAUGGCUGACAGCAGCAUAGUGACUUUAGGGACAGCUCGGAGUCUGCUCGUGGAUUCUUCGGUCUAUGAUUCCAGGAUCGCCGAAACCACCAAGGACCAUGUAUUUCUGGGCAUGGCAUGUGAAGAUGGGGAAGAUAUGCUGCCAAAAGUGGAGACAAGGGUUGUUCUGGUGGGAGAAGCUGGCAGAAUUGAAGCGCUGGUCAAAGCACUGCAGGCCAUCAGAGUAAUGGAGGUACCGGUGGUAAAGAUAAGAGAAGGCGAGGCGGGUGCCGAGGAGAAAAUGAUGAUAAAAUCUAUAGUCAAUAUGGACAUCAGCAUCCCGUGCAUAAUGACAGACAAUGUCCAGGAGUUUGGAGAUGGAGAUAACACUGAUUUUGAGACAGUGUUUGUCCUCACAGACUUUGAUUCUCCCGACUACAGCUACCUCUACAAACGUGACAACCGUAUCGUUGGGCCUCCUGUUGUGCUGCACUGUGCUGCAAAGGAGGAACCUCUACAGUUUUCAUGUCGUCCUCUCUACUCCACCACAAUGCUUAACCUGUCGCUGUGUUUCACUGGCUUCAGGAACAAAGAGGAAAUGAAGAACUUGGUGAAUCUGGUUCAUCACAUGGGUGGGACCAUCCGGAAAGAUUUCAGCACCAAGGUUACUCAUCUCAUUGCCUACUCCACUCAUGGAGAGAAAUACAGGCUGGCAGUGUGCAUGGGGACUCCCAUUCUCACUCCAUCGUGGAUUCACAAGGCCUGGGAAAGAAGAGAUGAUGUGCACUUUCAUGCAGGAGAAGAAGAGUUUCGAACAGAGUUCAAAGUGCCUCCGUUCCAGGACUGCAUCCUCAGUUUCUUGGGUUUCUCAGUUGAAGAGAAGGCCAACAUGGAGGAGAGGACUCUCAAACACGGUGGGAGUUAUCUUGAGGUUGGAGAUGAAAGGUGUACACACAUGGUAGUGGAGGAAAACUCAGUAAAGGAACUGCCGUUUUCUCCCUCCAAGAAACUCUUUGUGGUCAAACAGGAGUGGUUCUGGGGAAGCAUUCAGAUGGACGCUCGGGCUGGAGAGUCCAUGUACCUCUACGAGAAGAAUGACAGCCCAGCCAUGAAGAAGGCAGUGUCCCUCCUGUCCCUCACCACCCCCAACAGUAACCGUAAGCGUCGGCGUCUGAGGGAGACCCUGGCACAGCUCGCCAAGGAGACAGAGAUCUCCCCUUUCCCUCCACCACGCAAAAGGCCAUCAGCAGAGCACUCCCUGUCCAUGGGUUCUCUGCUGGACAUCUCUAACACCCCUGAGACAUGCAAGGCCUUGGCAGAGAGUUCAAAGCCAUCUAAGAGUUCCACUCCUGUUCUGUCCAAGCAGUCAGCCAGGUGGCAGGUCUCCAAGGAGUUCUACCAGACUGAGAGCAACUACGUAGACAUUUUAAGCACCAUCCUACAGCUUUUCAAGCUUCCAUUGGAAAAAGAGGGGCAAGUGGGUGGACCCAUCCUGGCCCAAGAAGAAAUGAAGACAAUAUUUGGCAGCAUCCCUGAAAUCUACGAGGUUCACACCAGAAUAAAGAGUGACCUUGAGGAGCUCCUGUCAGACUGGUCAGAGGACCGGAGUGUUGGAGAUAUCAUUCUCAAAUAUUCUAAAGAGCUGGUGAAGGCCUACCCACCCUUUGUCAACUUUUUUGAAAUGAGCAAGGAGACAAUUGUUCGGUGUGAGAAACAAAAGCCACGCUUCCAUGCUUUUCUCAAGAUCAAUCAGGCCAAGCCAGAAUGUGGCAGGCAGACACUAGUGGAACUGCUCAUCAGACCUGUACAGAGACUGCCUAGUGUGGCCCUUCUUCUUAAUGAUAUAAAGAAGCAUACAUCAGAUGACAACCCGGACAAAAUAACACUGGAGAAAGCAAUUGAGUCUCUGAAAGAAGUCAUGACUCACAUCAAUGAGGACAAGAGGAAGACUGAAGGCCAGAAGCAGAUCUUCGAUGUUGUAUAUGAAGUUGAUGGCUGUCCUGCCAACUUGCUGUCUUCCCACCGCAGUCUGGUUUACAGAGUAGAAACGAUCGCCCUGGGAGACCAGCCCUGUGACCGUGGAGAAAAUGUCACACUCUUCCUCUUCAAUGACUGCCUCGAGAUUGCGAGGAAGCGACACAAGGUGAUCAAUACGUUUAAGAGUCCGCUGGGACAGACGAGACCACCACCCCCGCUUAAACACAUCGCACUGAUGCCACUCUCCCAGAUCCGAAGAGUGCUAGACCUGCAGGACACAGAAGAGUGUGUGAAUGCAUUUGCCUUGGUGGUUCGCCCUCCAACUGAACAGGAGAACUUGUUGUUCAGCUUCCAACUGGCUGGAGAGGAAACGGUUAAAAGCGCCUGGCUGAGAACACUUUGCCGCCAUGUCGCCAACACCAUCUGCAGGACUGAUGCGGAGGAUCUGAUUCAGUGUACAGACCCAGACUCACUGCAGGUCAGCACCAAGGAUAUGGACAGCACCCUGAGCAAAGCCUCCAGGGCCAUCAAGAAGACCUCUAAAAAGGUGACGAGGGCAUUUUCUUUCACGAAGACUCCGAAGCGUGUGAUCCAGAGGGCUUUCAUGGCCAGCAGUACUCCAGAAGAGAAAAGCCAAAGGCUGAGUUGUGAAAACCGCGUUGGCAGCAGCUCCACACUGGCGGCACAUCAUUCUCCCUCCAUGGUCAAUCUGCCUUCCAUGUUUGAGAGGAAGUACCACACAUUCAGUCGUUCGACCACCCACCUUUUCUGAUUGGGAGCACCAGCAGGAGUCAUACCAUCUUUACCUUGACUGCUGCUAACAGCAAGUCCUAACUGGACAGGCGUAUGUGUAUAAAGUUAAAGCUACCUGUAAAUUAUGGCAAACUACCAUUUGUCUAUACUGGAGCUCCUCAUAGACUUUUCAAACCUACAGGAAGUGGCAUUUAGCCACAUUUGGAAAAAUGCACUGAAAAAUUCACAAUCGUCCAGCUUCUGUUAGAGUGCUUCACAGCUGAAAUUUGGGCCCAGAACGGUUAAACAAUAAACCAGUUGUUCGUCAAUCUGAUGCCUAACGUGAUGCAUUCAGCUAAUACUGCCCACAUCUGACAAGGCAGUAUGGUGUGUCUUUCCAAAUGCACAAUGCUUGAACUAAGACUGUUUUACUAAGAGCUAAUUGGAUCGGUACUGCACCAUGCUAGGGGCUACAGCUGUGUGGUGGCCGUUGGAAUGUAAGUUUGCCUUACCCUUAAAAAGAUGAAGGAUGCUCUGCUUUUUGUCUGCAGUUGUUAAUGGAUUAUCUUGAUUUAUUUGUUAAUAUACUUGCCUGUUUAGCUUCCUGGUUGGUUACCAUUGUUGGAAGUGUUAACACUAAAUAAAAAUCACAUCUUUUCUCUGUUUUAAAUAGGGACUUUGAGUUGUCCCCAGGUGUCCCUGGAUGCUAUUUUUAUUUCCUUGUGCUUUGGUAAAGUAAAAUAACAUUUAAUUCUGAGAUGUUUAGGUAUUUCUAUAUAACAAAUGCAGAUUGUUAAACUUUUUGUGUUUCUGACAUACUAAAGAUACAGGGUUGACUUCUCUUGCCCUUUACUUUGAGACUUUUUUUUUUAAUUAACCUACUCAGUAAGAGACCUUUAUAUUAACUGACAUUAAAUGUUUUAUUUUAGUGGGGUAGACUUAAUUUCACCUGAUAUAAUAAUAUGGUAAUUAUCCCAUCCUCAACAUUUAAAGCUAUGAUAGCUUCCAGCUUUUAUAAAGCUUCUAUUUGGCAUCCUUUAGAGAUUUGGUUGAGGAGAACAAAAAGCAUUCCUGCUCUUGUUCCCUGUACGGCCAUCCAUGUUUUAAAAGAUCUUUUUAAAGUGUGUCUGUGCGUAUCUGUGUGUGUUUAAGAAGGAAGGCUGCGUCAGUGUACAUAUUUAUUCUUGAAGAAUCCUUUUUUUUCUGUUUCUUUUUCCUGUUGCUAUUUAUGUUGUUUUCUGUGUUUAUGUCUGUUUUUUCUGUAAUGCUGUUUUCAGUGAGCUCCAAUGGUCUCCUGUUGUUUCAUCUCUGUAUUAAAUGCACUUAAACAUGUACCUUAAGAUUUUUUUUUUUUUUUUUUUAACUCCGGUGUAUUUGUCUUUUAUCACCAGAACAUUCUUAAAACAAUUCAGUUUAUUUGUAGGGGAUGCUGAGUAAAUAUACCAAGUCAUUUGUGUCAAAAUAAACAAUUUUAUUUCCUUUUUAUG